AUGAACAUUGUUCCUCCAUCUAGUUUCAAAUCAAAUAUUUCCACGACCCAAGAGGCGACUGCAACAUCCAAUGCUGCACCAGCACUACCGGAUACAUUAAGAGAACAAAAGGCCGCCAUCCCUCUUAGCACACAACUGAAUGGCAAGCACCCCCUAGAAAACACGCUCAGAAACUGGGAAAACACGCAGCAUCAAAGGCAACUGGAGCAAUACAGGCAGAUUUUUGGUAUUGCAGAACCUAUCAAACGUGAGAUGGAGUUAAGAAUCGUUGAAAGCUCAGACUUCAACCCUCUAUCCUCAGCUGGCGGCUCAAUUCACCGUGAUAUUCUAUUGAACAAAGAGGCUUCCGUUGAUUGGGAGGACAUCUACCCCGGGACAGGGUUGGCGUCAGGGGUCAAUUUGGGUGCCGAUAUUCACGCUAAAAUAGAGAAACAACUUGGUAUCUAG
Lachancea fermentati is the source of this 447-nucleotide messenger RNA. Lineage: Eukaryota; Fungi; Ascomycota; Saccharomycetes; Saccharomycetales; Saccharomycetaceae. The record is from the annotation of a GenBank genome assembly.